AGUUGUAGGCGGGGCGGGGGUCACGUGACGCACAUUGCCUUUGUGACGUCAGCUCGCGAGGCCCGCGCAUGCGUCCUGGCGCUGUCAGUAGGAGGCGGUGUGUGAGGCCGGUGUUUCCCAGAGUGCCCCGCGGAGCUUACCGGACCCCGGGGGGAAGUUCAGAAAUAAAACAAAAUGGCGACCGGCAGGAGGAGACUUGUGAUCAAUUAAUAGAAGGGACGGUGGCGGAGGGCUCCCUCCGGGGGGCCGAGAAUUAGCGGCCGCUUCUCUCCUGACUGACCCGCCGCGCAGUCUCGUGUCCCAGAGGGAAGGGCAAUUUGUAGCGCGCGGGAUGGAGGAGGUACCGGCGGCCUCUCCGGCCCAGGAGUCUGAUGUUUCCCCCGGCCGCCCCCCUCACUACACCGUCCCGGGGAUCCUGCACUACAUCCAGCACGAGUGGGCCCGCUUCGACAUGGACAGAGCCCACUGGGACGUGGAGAAGGCCGAGCUGCAGGCACGGAUAGCCUUCUUACAAGGAGAAAGAAAAGGUCAGGAAAAUUUGAAGAAAGAUUUAGUAAGAAGAAUAAAGAUGUUAGAGUAUGCCUUAAAACAAGAGAGGGCAAAGUACCAUAAAUUAAAAUAUGGAACAGAGUUGAAUCAAGGAGACUUGAAGACACCAACAUUUGAAUCAGAAACCAAAGAUUCAGAGGUUUCCCCUGGGCCUCAGAAUAGUCAGCUGACCUGGAAACAAGGCCGUCAGCUGUUAAGACAGUACCUUCAGGAGGUUGGGUACACAGAUACGAUAUUGGAUGUGCGGUCACAAAGGGUACGCUCUUUACUGGGACUUUCAGGCUCAGAGCCAAAUGGCUCGGUGGAAACAAAGAACCUGGAACAGAUUCUCAAUGGUGGGGACUCUCUUUCACUUAAACUAAAGGGACAAACAAACAAAAGGAACUCUGGGGAUGUUCUUGAAACAUUUAAUUUCUUAGAAAGUGCUGAUGACAGCGACGAAGAAGAUGAAGGGGACCUAAUUGAGGAUGUCCCUGACAGAAGGGAGAAGCAGCAGAUAAACAAGAAGCAUAAAAUUGGCAAUGAAGGUUUAGCAGCGGAACUUGCUGAUGAUACAGAGGAGGCACUGAAGGAGUUUGAUUUCCUAGUAACAGCAGAAGAUGGAGAAGGAGCAGGAGAAGCGAGGAGUUCAGGGGAUGGGACAGAAUGGGAAACAGACGUGCUCUCCCCAACAACACAGCUUUGGCAUGUAGACCAGGGACUAAUAAAUAAACUGAAGGAGGAAUACACCAAGGAGCGCAAGGGAACUAAAGGGGCCAAGAGGGUAAACAGGACGAAACUGCAUGACAUGAUUGCAGACCUAGGGGACGAAGAUCUUUCUCACAUCCCAGCAGAAGUCUUGAGCCCAGCCAACACACCCUCCUCAAUAAUUACUGAUCAUGAAGGUGGAAGAGCAGAGGAAGCUGAGCCGAUCGCAUUUCCUCCUGGAUCUGGUAAAUCCUUUAUAAUGGGAUCCGAAGAUGUUCUGGAAAGCGCCUUGGGACUCGGCGACUUGGCGGACCUCACCGUCACAAAUGAUGCGGAUUUCACUUACGAUCUUCCAUCCAACAAGGAUGCCUUUAGGAAGACAUGGAACCCAAAGUAUACCCUUCGCAGCCACUUUGAUGGAGUCCGGGCUUUAGCCUUUCACCCGCUGGAGCCUGUUCUGGUCACUGCUUCUGAGGACCACACCCUGAAACUAUGGAAUUUGCAGAAAACUGUUCCCACCAAAAAGAGUGCCUCCUUAGAUGUGGAACCCAUCUACACGUUUAGAGCUCACAUUGGGCCUGUCCUUUCUCUUGUGGUCGGCUGCAGCGGAGAACACUGCUACAGUGGAGGGCUAGACUCAACAAUACAGUGGUGGAAAAUGCCAAGCCCCAACGUUGAUCCAUAUGAUACAUAUGAGCCAAGUGUUCUGGCUGGAACUCUAGUUGGGCACACAGAUGCCGUGUGGGGCCUGUCACAUAGUGGAGUUAAAGAUAACUUGCUUUCCUGUUCUGCUGACGGUACCGUACGGUUAUGGAGUCCACCAACAGGCACCCAGUGUAUUGGCACCUACAAUGGAAACAGAGAACAUGGGAUCCCCACGUCUGUUGAUUUUAUUGGCUGUGACCCUGCCCAUGCUGUAGCCUCUUUUACAAGUGGUUGCAUUGUUGUUUAUGACUUAGAAACUUCACAGUCUGUAGUACAGCUUUCCUCACCCUCUGACUCUAGUGCUCCCUUUUCAAACCAUAUUAAUAAAAUUGUGAGUCACCCGACGCUCCCUGUUACUAUUGCAGCAUAUGAAGACAGGCACAUCAAGUUUUUUGACAAUAAAUCAGGAAAAACUAUCCACUUGAUGGUGGCUCACUUGGAUGCUGUGACGAGUCUUGCCGUGGAUCCAAAUGGAAUCUACUUGAUGUCUGGAAGCCAUGAUUGCUCCAUCAGGCUGUGGAACCUGGACAGCAAGACCUGCGUGCAGGAGAUAACGGCCCACCGCAAAAAGUUAGACGAAUCUAUUUACGAUGUUGCCUUUCAUCCAACCAAAGCAUUUAUUGCUAGCGCUGGAGCAGACGCCCUGGCUAAGGUCUUUGUGUGACCCCAUGUUCAACGUUCCUUUUCAAGUGCAUUUGGGACAAAACCUCGAGGCAAAAGAGGCAAAUGGCUGCUGAGCAAAACCUUGAGAUAUCACUGCCAUGUGCAGCCACUUCAACACUACAACGCGGAGCUCCCUCUGCUGCAGGACAGUCACAUACUGGUUACACCCCCCCCCAUUACCCUUCUCUUUUUAUUAUCAGGACGGCUUUUUCUAGAGCUGUAAUUACUGUCAUUUAUACCCUUUGUUUCCCUCGCAGUAACCAGUAUUUGCAGCCCCUGCACAGGGUGUCUGUCCUAUAUAAAUAUAUAUAUAAUAUAAUAUAUAUUUCUUUUUUAGCGCUCUUUAGAAAAUAUAUUUUGUUCAAGGUGUUUUUCCCAGUCUACUUGUAACCUCCACCAUGUGCAGGAGGAACGAACACAAGGAAUGGGGGGGGGGUUGUUGCCAACUUCUCUGCCAUGAUGCAGCCGCGCAGCACAGUCUAGUCCCCGUCGCAUCACGUCCUCAUAUAAUGCAUUCGACUUUCAGCAUUUCUCCCGACAUUUCUUUUUCAGCCUCAUUUUAAAGGAGCAGCAGCCAACUUCACACUGGUUUGACACCCAGAGAGGUUUCAGAGAGCCAUGAAUUCACUAAUGGCUUGUCUCGCACUCACGCUCGGGACACUGCAGAGAUCUCAAUGAGGUGCUGGGUUUAACCCUGUCCGUGCCUGGCUGCCAAAGAGAGGAUUUUAAAAGCAACUUUUUCUUGACAAAAGUUUUUUUUUCUGGCAUUGAAAGCAAGUGUGUAACUCUAUUUUUUAACAUUAGCGUUGCAUAAACACACACGUUUUUUGGGUCUAACUGUAGUUUUUACUUUUUAUAUAUAUAUAUAUAUAUAUUUAAGCUGUCGCAGAAUUGCAGUGUUUUUAUCAGCCGUAUUAAAAGGUAAAAAAACAGGAAUUUUACAGCUUUUUAUACUGCCAUCCUUCCUCCCCUACACACAACGUGAAUGUUUCUUUAUUGCCUUCCCUUUCUCCUCCCACUCUUUGCAUCCCUGUAAUGCCAUUGGUCGGCCAUGCUGCCAAUAACUCAGGGGUUACUGUUUGGAAAGAGACUAACCAAUUAGCUACUGCGUUUUUCCUGCUAAUACUAAACGGGCAACAAAGUGGGAGCACUGCCCGUCUGGCACCCCUAGAAUUCCCCCUUUUUAACCAAUCGCAGCAUUCUAUCACUGUGUGAUAUAUUGUAUGUUUACUUUAUUUACGAGUUAAUUUAUCCGAAGGGUUCCUCGCUUAAUUACAACCGCUUAUUGUUAUUUAUUUCUGCUUUUUAUUCAUUGUUUUAUUUGUGUAAGUGGGGGGGAAAGAACUUUUACGGUUUUUGGAGCCUGGCACAUAAGCAAGUAAAUGAGGAGAAUCACGGACAGUCGAGAGAUUCGUGAUCAGGAACAAAACAACAGACAUUGCCGGUUUAGCCAUUUCCACAUGCAAAAUGGGGCUGAAAUCCCCCCACGUUUCUAUUUCAGCUUCCUCUUGCACGUUGGAUUUGCCGCCAUCUUUAACCCUCCGUCUAGAUUUCCUCUCGCCAUUCUUUUGCCGACACUCAGUAUCUGCUGUUGAGAGAUGCCGGGUCUCUGUGAUGUGCAUGACUAAGACAAUUCCACAGAACUCUUUUCUAGUCUUCCACAAAAACAAGGGAAAACCAAUAAUGAUCAGUUUGCAAGUUUUGUAAGGUUUUUGUUUUACAGACUGCAAGUCGGCACAUUUUUAUGAUUGUAUCGCAGAAAAACAGUUGUUGAAAAAUAAUGUAUAUAAAAUGCCUAUAAUAAAUAUUAAAUGGUGUACCUAAA
Molecule: messenger RNA, 4429 nt
Organism: Xenopus laevis (African clawed frog)
Lineage: Eukaryota; Metazoa; Chordata; Amphibia; Anura; Pipidae
Gene: strn3.S
Product: striatin 3 S homeolog
Exons: 18
Coding region: 332-2605 (757 amino acids)
Cellular component (GO): cytoplasm; dendrite; membrane
Molecular function (GO): protein phosphatase 2A binding; protein-containing complex binding; calmodulin binding
Source: RefSeq, a predicted model, not a curated record